AGCUGAUCAGUCAAGUCAAGAAUCAAGAUCGCUCUCUCUCUCUCUCUCUCUCUCUCUCUCUCUCUCUUUCUCUCUCUGGAGAGAUAGCAGCAAUGGCGUCGGAGGACAAGAAAGCGCCCAAAAGUCGAAUCGGAGGAAUUCGGACACUUUCCGAUCUGAACCGGAGGUCUGCCGACUCGGACAGUGACUCGGAUGGCCCCCAGGAAUACUACACUGGUGGCGAGAAAAGCGGAAUGCUUGUCCAGGAUCCUUCAAAGGGUAAUGACGUGGAUUCGAUUUUUGAUCAAGCUAGGGAAUUGGGAGCUGUAGAGGGGCCUUUUGAUCCUUCUAGUGCAUCUUCAAGCUCAAGAAGCUUUACUGGAACUGGUAGAUUACUCUCUGGGGAAACUGUACAAUCUACUCCUCAGCAGCCCGAGACUGUUGUUCACAACAUCAUUUUCUGGUCCAAUGGUUUUACCAUAAAUGAUGGCCCGUUGAGGCCGUUGGAUGAUCCUGAAAAUGCAUCUUUCUUAGAGAGCAUCAAAAAGUCUGAAUGUCCAAAAGAGUUGGAACCUGAAGAUAGAAGUACCUCAGUUCAUGUCAAUCUAAUAAGGAGGAAUGAGAAAUGCCCAGAACCGGUGAAGCGGCGUGUUCCAUUUCAGGGUGUGGGAAGAACUCUAGGUAGCAGCUCUACUCCAGUAGCAUCUGAGCCAACAACUGCACCGACUCCUCUAAACACUGCUCCAACCCCAUCCGUUGGCCUGGUUGUGGAUGAAACGUUGCCAUCAACAUCGGUUCAGCUUAGGUUGGCUGAUGGGACCCGCUUGCCUGCACAUUUUAACUACAACCAUACCAUAAGUGACAUACGCGCCUUCAUUGACACAUCUAGGCCAGAGGGUCCGAGGAGUUAUCAGCUGCAGAUUAUGGGGUUCCCUCCCAAACUCCUGAAUGACCCGACUCAAACAAUAGAGCAGGCAGGGCUUGCCAAUUCGGUUGUGAUCCAGAAGUUAUAGCCAGCAGCACCAUGAUAAUUUGCUAUCUGGUCAUUAGCUAUAUAUAUGUACCAGGUAGGUAUUAAGAACGUUAACCUGUACUGUUUGCUCCAUGUGUACAAUGUCUUUCAAGAAGUGGGUGGAUUCUAUAAAAUACUUUUGGAAACUUAAAAAGGCAUUUUCCUUCAAAAUUAAGAAAAAAUUACUAGUGAAAUGGUGGAGAAUUUCUAUUGGAAA
This is a messenger RNA of Prunus mume (Japanese apricot), 1208 nucleotides long. RefSeq names its product plant UBX domain-containing protein 4-like. Gene Ontology annotation, cellular component: cytosol; nucleus. Gene Ontology annotation, molecular function: ubiquitin binding. The record is from RefSeq and is a predicted model, not a curated record. Lineage: Eukaryota; Viridiplantae; Streptophyta; Magnoliopsida; Rosales; Rosaceae. Gene Ontology annotation, biological process: membrane fusion; nuclear membrane reassembly; autophagosome assembly.